UGCCGGGAAAGUAUUGGUCGAUGGACCCACAACGUCAGCGCUGAACUGGCAGUGACUGCGCCGAGUUGGUCGUGUAUACCGUACAUUAUGCCGUGGCCAAUAACUACACAAUCAGUGAUUUUGUGUGAAGUCACUGUUUGCCUCCGAUCACUGUACACGGAAUCACGCGCUUGUCUGGGUGAGAGAUGAUAACACCCAACCACUCAGAUGAUACAAGUAAAAAGCGCUCUAUACAUUCUAGUAUGACAAAUGAAUGAUGUUCAUAUUUGUUCUUUUCAGAUACGGCGCCGACGAAUAGAAAAAAACUGACAAUUGCUGUGACACUUACUCGUGGAAAUUGGAAGGGAGACUUGGGAAUAUAAUAAGUUGGCGUGAUACGUCGCACAGUGUGAGGUCCUUUGUGAUCGGAUGGUACCAGCUCUCAUUCAACGGGAGAAACUUUCGUUAUUUUGAGAAGUUCUUUCACAUAGACCGGGAAUAGCCAUUGAUGGUACAGCUAUACUGGCGCGCGUCUGCUGCUGUGGAAUUUAGAAAAAAACCUGGAGCUGCGUCUCACUUGGUCUGCAAUCGUGGAUAUGAUAUUUGGAUUGAGUAGGUGAUAGGACUUUUCUUGGACGUCAUCAUGUGGAUGUGCGGAGAGUUCCUCAACCGGACUCCGAGGAUGCCCUGGAAACUUAUCAGUGUGCUCUUUUUGUGGUUGGCGCUCAAAGGGAUUCCGUGCUCAGCAAAAGGAAAUCCCGGUAGGCCCCUCUUUACAAACUCCGUCAUAAGCCACGUGGGAGGAUAUAGGUACACCGUCGUGGAUAAGUACGGACGGCCCACGAGCCGAUGGCGACCGUCGUCCAUGUCCACGACCCGUGGCCAGCCGGGGCCUACGAUCACCACCACCGGGGCGAGCUGCCGGUACGGCCGGCGCUUCGGAUGCUGCUACGGCUGGAAGCGGGACAUCUACGGACGCUGCCAACCUAUCUGCGAGAGGCCCUGCGUGCAUGGAACCUGCCUCGGUAAUAACCAGUGCCAGUGCGAGCCGGGAUACCGUGGUUCAACAUGCGCCAAAGACGUCAAUGAAUGCAGUAGCCGGCCUUGCCAGCACCGCUGCAUGAACACCAUGGGCAGCUACCGGUGCUACUGUGAAGAGGGCUACACGCUCCGGAGCGAUAAGAGCUCUUGCAUGUAUGACAGGCGGUGCGAGUCUAUGCGCUGUUCCUACGGAUGUCAGGAGCGGGGGCGCUAUUACGUCAUGUGCAUCUGCCCGGAAGGUAUGCGAGUCGCCAGUAACGGCUAUAGCUGUAUUGAUAUCAAUGAGUGUGUGGAGAACCCAUCGAUAUGCCCGUCAGACAAGAGGUGCCACAACACGUACGGCAGCCACAUGUGCAUGUGUCAGAUGGGACUGAGCUAUAAAUUCAUCGACGGACAAUUCAAGUGUGCCGAUGAAGACGAGUGCGCCACCAGGCGGCACAACUGCCACAAGGACGCCAUGUGCACCAACAGGGUUCGGGGCUACAGGUGUGAAUGCCAGCCAGGCUUCGCAGGCAACGGCACCUACUGUGUCCCAAUAGAUCCGAGGACGUGUGUCAACGAUCCAUGCUUCCCCAACGUGACAUGCACGGACCGGAACAUCAACCCAAACAGUAUUGAGUACGUGCCGAGCGGCCCUGGCCUGGUAACGCUCUUCUACUGUGGUCCGUGUCCAGAAGGAUUCAUCGGGGAUGGAGUCGCUUGUCAAAAGUUACCACCAAAAGUUGUUGCUCUGACAACCACCGAGCCAACACCUGCACCAAAAAUUUCCUCCACCAAGCGACUCACGACAACAAUGAUGUUGACGACCACAACGCCUACGACAACAGCGGCACCAACAACGACGUUAGCGACUACAACGCCGCCUACGACGACAGUUACUACGGCAACGCCACCAACGACCACGAUUGCAACAACAGCACCUCCAACCACUACUGUAACAACAACGGCGCCACCUACAACAAAGGUUACAACGACGAAGCCACCAACAACCACAGUCACAACAGCCCCACCAACCACAGCACCACCUACUACAGUCACAACAACAGCGCCACCAACGACUACAGUCACAACAACAGCGCCGCCAACGACCACAGUCACAACAACAGCGCCACCAACUACCACAGUCACAACAACAGCCCCGCCAACGACCACUGUUACCACAACAAAUCCGCCCACAACAACUCCAAAGCCGAUACCAACAAAACCAACUAUUACAACUACAAAACCGGCUGACAUACCCCAGAAAGAGCAGCCGCCUUCAAGCGUCUCCACAACCGCUCGCAUCAAGCAUCCCAAAACGACAAAACCGACCCCGACUAUCACCACGCAACUCACAACGACAGUGACCACAACAGCGCCGCCGACCACGACCGUCACAACCACACCUCCAACCACGCCCACCACAAGACCUCCGACCACAACCGUGCCCCCAACGACCACUGAGCCGACCACGACGGUGCCACCAACGACCACGGAGCCGCCCACUACCACGCCUCCGCCGCCAUCGCUCGAGGUUACCAGCGUGGACUCAGGCAACGCCAAUGCCAUCCUACCGGGCGUAGAUGUACGAUUAAUGAUUCCAGAAGACAACGAAAAUGCUACCAGGAUACUGGAAAACGGCACCACGGGUGCCGAUGGAAUCUGGAAGUUUAUCAUCCCAGAAAACACGCCGGUGAUCAUCACUGCUAGAAGACCAGGAUUUCUGGACACCUCCUACGUUUACAAAUUCAAACCAGAGGAAAAAAAUGUCUUAACGAUUGAAAUGAGUCUACCCGAGGAGGUACAGGAGUGGUCGUGGAAGUCCGGCUACUACAAGCGAAUCACCUACGGCGACCAGCAAGACGUAGCCAAGCAGUACCGGGUUGAAAUCUCGCCAGGUGCCCUUGACGUCAUCGAGGGGGCAGCGGUCACCAUGCGGUUCUCUCCCGUUGACAUGGCCGACAAGGAAAAAGUGGCCAACGUACCGGAACUGAUUGCCGCUGUGCCAAACAGACGAGGAGGAUACGACAUGGAAGGCCUAGAGGUGUACGCCAUGGUCGAAACCUCGAUCUACGAGACUUCUACCUAUAAGGAGAUAGAUGUGCUCCUGCCGGUCAUUAUCGAGAUCCCCCUACCGGAAGAUUUGACGGAUGCACGGCACGGUCAGCAGAUCGAGGCCUGGUACUUCAACGCGGAAUCAGGCGUGUGGAUGAGAGCAGGCAAGGGACAGGUGGAGUAUUACCGGGGUGGAGUGAUGAUCUGGCGGUACGGGGCCCGGCAUUUCACCUGGUGGGCCGUGGGCCGGACCUUCCCGGAGACCAACUGCGUGAUUGUCAGUACCUGCGCUGAUAAGGGGUGCAAUGAGCCGAUAGCCAAUGUGCCAGUCAGGAUAACCGGCAUAGACUUCUUCUUCACCGCCUCCAAAGUCACGAACGAGCUCGGCCGGACCUGCUUCCACUUCAAGCGGCAGGGUCAGGUCCGGAUCAAGUCGCCCUGCAUCGAGCUGGUCACCAGGAACACGCAGGGACGGGGCAAGCCCUCCAUGUGCCCCGCCGACAUCAACGGCGAGAUCAUCCAGACGCAGGCCAGUAACACCAUCGACAGAUGCGCCUCGGUGCGGCUGGUGCACCGGGGAGCCAAGACCACAUGCGAUGACCCAGACACGACGCGGGGCGCCAUCGUGGUAGGCAGUGACUACACCUACGGCGGGCAGGUCACCUACUUCUGCGGGCCAGAAUCGUACAUGGUGGGCAACCCUCACCGGGUCUGUACGGACUGCGGCCAGUGGGGCGGUACGAACCCCACCUGCGAGUUCGUCAACAACGGCGUCAGCUACCAGUACCCGUCCGAGAAGCCCUUCUCCAGGGCCGAAGCCGCUACCACGACCGAGGUGGCUACCAGGACCGCCCGGCCUGGCGGAGGGGGCGGGGGCCGCGGCGGUAGCGGCGGCCGUGGUGGCGGUGGCGGCGGCGGCGGGUCAGGGAAACGGAGGAAGAGGAGGCGACGGCCCAGAAUUAGGAGACCGGUACCGGUUACACCUUGAGGUUUAGUCAUAGUAUUUUAGAGUCUAGAAGAAAAGAGAAGACACAGUCGCCAAGGUGCUUUUCUUUAUCUUGUCUUUACCUUAUGUAGGAGUUUGUUUAGUUUGCUUUUUUUCAAAACUCGAGUGUGUUUUCAAGCCUCGGCCCUGGUUCCAGCUUCGGCUAAUCGGAGGCUACAAAUAUAAUAUAGAAGCCUUUCUCCAAAUCCAGUGCAAAUAAUAUCAGCAGGUUUCCCAAGUCCCAGGCCAAAAUGUCCUGCAUUCGACGUUGGAGAAAAGUCGAGAUUUGAAACCACCAAUUUCCUAGAAAGCUCAGAAUCUACCUUGGACCGUUCAGGUGUCUUGACACCUAGAGGAUGACGUGAGUGUUGGGUCUUGGCGACUGUGUCUUUCUUUGGUUCUUCUUGUGAUAUAGGAGCAAGAUAGGAGUUGCCAUUCCAUGUUGACAUGCGAGGAAAAAACUCCACUAGAUGCUGCAGUGUGUGAACAAAAGAGUAAAAACCCACGCCUAAAACAAGAAUGUACAUAUCAAGCCAUACGCAGCUAAAAAAAAUCCCUGUCUUACGCAAAAUGUAAACGGAGAAUCCAUAGAGACAAGAACACAAUAGUUGCAAUAAAACAGAGAAUGUUUUGUCAGUCUGUAGAUGUGUCGAAUCAAUGUUCUACAAAAUGUUGCACGGCUUUUAAAUAAGAAAUCUCUAUUUGAACAUGACUUAUUUUACACUACCCGCUGGUCGUAGCGCCUGAAAAAAACUAUAUUUUUUGCCUACUAGAAUGAUAUGGAGAACAGCAACAUCGAAUGGCAAUUCCUAUUUUUCCUCUUCACAAUCUUUAGCUUGGAGCUUUAUUUGUGACUGAUAUUUUUGUGUGGCUGUAUUUAUAAAUAAUUUCAAUUGAUGUUGCAAGCACGAUAUGAGGCAAUCGCUCUCUGUUAAAACUCCUACUGCCCCUAUUGCUAUUUGUAACAAUAGCGCCACCUGUUGGCAAUAAUACUAUGCUAUUUUUUUGUACUGCGUCAUUGGUUUUCGUUUAUAAGAAGUAACUUUUCGUCAAAUGUCGGUCCCGUAGUCUUCGUUCUCUCGGUACGUUGUUACCGGUACCUCGCAUCUCUUUAACAUUUGGUGCGCCUCGUUAUGUGUGUUAUGUAAAACGUGAUGAUGCCAUUUCUUGUCAUUGUAAAGUAAGUCGUGUGUUGUUUAUUGUAUAAUGCUGCUUAUUUAUUUAACGCUUUGGCUUCGUGACGGUUUGGGGCAGUAUGUUUUUCACUUUUUUUUACAAGGUACUCAAUGUUAUUUUCGUAGGAAUUUUGAUCCUCUGAAAUCCUCACUGGCGCUUUAGAGUGACCUUUUGACAUGACUCUGCAGAUGUAGCACGAUAUGUGACAGAGGGCCCCCCCCCCUCUUAUGUGUUGGUCAUUAUGUUAGCAGAAUCUCAGGAAUUCUUUUGAGAUAUCUGGGGGAUGUGUUAGGUAACAAUAGUCUAGGGUGUGUAUAGGGUAUAGGGAGAUUGGGGGGUGUACCCCUCUGUCACAUAUCGCACUGGGUAUAUGACUCUGGUUUAGGAUUUCUCAACCAAAUUGAAGACGUAGAUCUUCAGUACAUUAUGUAACUCAACAAUUUUCUUCAACAACCAAUGAUUUAGUUUGUAUUAAUUAUAGGUAAACCCCAUUCAGAAUGUUUUUCUCGAACGUAAAAACCACUCCCCUAACUGAAAACAAAACCGGUUUCAUACACCUAAAAGCAUUUGAGUAAACCAGCCUCUCUUGUGUGAUUUCUUCACAUUUUCUUUCAGAUGUGCUUACACAAAUCAGGUUUUUAUAGUUCUUGUUAAAUGUGUAACACUAAGUUUUAUUUAUAGUGACCUGGCCUAUUUUAAUAAUAUCGAAUUUAAAAAAAAUAAUACUUUUGAAUGCCUAUUUGAUCAUUUUUUAAUCGUCACAUAUAUAUCUUCCGCUUCUUACCUCAGAUAUAUAUCCUGUAUUGAAAAACGCCUGAAUAUAUCCCCGUCAUCUGUUUGGUGGGCCUGGGUCGUUGAUCACGUGACAUUGAAUUAUUCGUCCUAACCCACGGCCCGGCCGCACCGCAAAAAUAUAAGCUGUUGGCACUCGGUUGGUGGCUCUGACCAAUCAGAUGACGAGAAUUUAUUCAGGUGUUGUAUAAACCAAAUAAGGAAUGUUUCACAUUCGUGCAAUGGAAAGAAUAAUAAUUACUUUCGGUGGCAGAUGGAAUGUUCCAUUCCACUCGGCUUCGCCUGUUGGAAUGGAAUGGCAUCCAUUUGUCACCUCAGGAAAUUAUUCUUACCAUUGCACUCGUAAACAUUCAAUAUUUUGUAUAACACCGCACUUGUUACACAUUUAAUCAAUAGAAAAUUAUAUGAAAUGUUUUUGGAAUUUCAUUUUUCCCAGUUAAUGAUUAUAGCUCAGCUGGCUCAGUAUUUGGAUUUCAUGCAUGAUUUGCAAUGAUUGUAGUUUGAAAAAAGAAAUUUAAGAUUGGCACAUUAUGAGCGAAAUACUGUUACUGAACAAAAAUAUAAUUUUAAAAUAUGUUCGAAUUUUUGCAGUUUAAACAGGAUAACAGGGAUGCGUUUUAAGUAUUUAACCUUUUUUUCUUCGUGCAUCAAAUGCACUUUUAAUUUUUAAUUUUUAAUUGAAACACAACUGUAAAAAACAUAUUGUACAUAUUUUAAAGGAAUAUAUAUGUUUAUUAUUGAGCAACAUUUCAUUGUGUUUUUUUUUUGUUUCUGGUUCUUCAGCUUUUGCGAGCUAUUACAAACAGUAAUAUUUGUUUUAAUUAACUUAAAUAUUAUCAGGAUAUUCCCACAAAAUAUGUUUGCUGAAAAUAAGCUAUUGCCUUUGUAAACAUAAUGAUUAAAAAAUCCAGUGUACGUCAAAGUAGGGGGAUCGAAAACAAAUAAAUAUAUUAAUCUUUUCCAAUUUCA
Messenger RNA from Patiria miniata (bat star), 6976 nucleotides. RefSeq lists its product as uncharacterized. The transcript has 15 exons. NCBI's taxonomy places the organism in Eukaryota, Metazoa, Echinodermata, Asteroidea, Valvatida, Asterinidae. Bases 623 to 4042 code for a protein of 1139 amino acids. Gene Ontology annotation, molecular function: calcium ion binding. The record is from RefSeq and is a predicted model, not a curated record.